AUGGCUUUUACUGCAACUAUGGUGCGCACGGCGAAACUAGGAAUUGCACCAAAGACAUUUGUCGUGAUCCAGUCUACCCCGAGCCCAACGAUCCCACCGGCUGUCACAGUCAGCACCAACGCGGCAUCUUCAAGCCCGCUUACCCAAUCUUCUGGGCGCCUUGAUCUCUUUCCCCUUGAAACGACGGCGCACUUGCGCGACGACGUUGGAGAUCUCGCCACUUACUUGGGCCUUGACGACGCACAUUCUCGAGUUGCACCAUCGCAAUCAACAAGAGUCUCGUUCCCAGAUGCGAGCGCUUCAAACUUUUCCGAUGCAUCUACGGCAGUUUCCAGGCAGCUAUCGACGCCAAGCGAGGACCAUACUUCCUGGUCCUCGGCGAAUUCGAUUUUUGACCCAGAGCCACAACAGCAGACUCCGAGCGUCGCCACUCAUGGACGAAUAGCAACUUGCUGGGAAGAAGCGAUGAAUAAAUGCGAAAGGCUCCAAUUUGUGCUACACGGAUUAAGGAAUAAGAGAGGGCCUAUACAACUGCAAUCCAAGCAUGAGCCAUUGAGACCGCUAAUGGACAAGUUUGUCAAGCUCGAGCGUCAAGUAAGAGCAUCGAAGCACUCGGCGCCUAGCCUGUCGCUCAACUGGACCGCAACUCCCGAGUUGCCCAAUUACGCGGUGAAAAAGCUGCUGCCGCCUCAGCGGAUAUGCGACAUUCUCCUGGAUGCAUACCUUGGCACCUUUGAAUCGGUACUGCGCAUCUUGCAUGUGCCCUCAUUUCUUCGCGACUACGGACGGUUCUGGGCGGGCUCCUCGUCAACAUGGUCCCCUGAGAUUGAAGAGUUAUUCCUGUGCAAGCUUGUGAUAUGUAUUGCCCUGGGAGCUUUCGUCAACCCUGAACUGGAUACUGCUGACAAGACCGUCUCUGAGCAAACCCAAGACGGCAUCUACUGGCGGGACCAAGCGAAAACUUGGAUUGCAUACGGCAGGCAAUGGUUGGCUCGCAAGGCAAUCGCUGGAUCACGAGCAGACUUGAACACUGCGCAGAUAAUAUGUCUGUUGGCGCUAUCACGGUACACCGGCCCAGUCAAUGCCACAUCAACCGGCUCACUGUGGUCUCCUGGCGAUCAUGACCUCACACGCUUAGCGAUACAAUUGGGUUUGCACCGAGACCCUGCUACAAUCGAUCCUGAUAUGCCGGCCACCGAAAUCGAAGUCCGUCGGCGCUUGUGGGCGACUAUGCUAGAGUUAUCCUUACAGCUAUGCCUCGAUCAUGAGUUGCCAGCGCCUAUUUCCCCAGAAACCUACGACUGUGCGCCGCCAUCCGACUUGGCAGACGAGGACGCGAGCACCAGCGAUGCCGAUUCAGCGCCAUCGUCGUAUCUCAAUAGUCUUUCCCCCGGCUACCGCAUGACGAGGACAAACUUCCUAGUGAUCCUGACGCGAACGCAACGCCUGCGUCUUCGAAUACUGCACGUCAUGCACUCCCCUGGCGCUGCAAAGGCUUUGGACGACACGCACCGGCUCGCCGCCGAGCUGAAGGCAGCGUACUCGACAGAGCUUCGCAGGCUGCAGUCGCUGCCGAAGAAGCCCACCGAGUUCCAGAUCAAGCUCCUGGAUACCCUCACCUUGCCGUUUGUCCUGGCACCACACGCAAAGUUCGCCGCCCAUCCGCUGCCCAGCCCGGCCUGCUAUUUUUCCCGCAAGGUGCGCAUGGAAAUCUCGGCGCUGCUCCUGACGAAUCAUCCCUCAGGCUUGGCAACGGUGACGCAGCCCCCGGCAGCCGGGCUCGACGAGGUUACUGCUGAUGCUGACGGCAUACCUGUCUUGCCCUCCAAUACGACCUCGUCUGCGGCCACGACCGCCACUACCAGCAGUAGUGCAUCCUCUGCUGCGAGCUCGCUAGCCGUUCUGCGCAUCCACGGCCAAGGCCACUUCGCCACUCUGCAGUGGCACGCCAUUCUGGCCCUCUGUCUCGAUCUGAUAAGCGAGCUGAAGGACGAGUUUUUCUCUGCCGUCAGCGGGCCCAGCUGGCGCCAGAUCCAAGACACCAUCCAGGCCUAUGUCGCCAUCCUGGAGCAGCGCGUCCGGACCUCAGGAGGGGCCACGUCCGCGCGCGAGUUCCUCUUUUGCUCGAGUGCAGCAGCCUACAUCGAGGCCAUGCUGGUGGGGGACGGAGAGGCUGACCAAGCCAUUACAGCGGCAGCCUAUGCGGCGCUCACGCUGAGUUGCGACAUAAUGGAGCAGGGGCUCCAGCCGCGGCGUGGUAUCACCACCUAUCAAGUAGACAUGCCUGCGGGUGUGCUCCGUCUCAAGUACGUAAUCACCGAUCCUUCGUCAAUCUAAUUCUGAGAGCAUGCGCUGCGAGUGUGAUUCUCGUGCGUUUUUUUUUUUUUUUUCCUCAAGCGGCUUAAAACACAAAUGAUAUGAAUCAGUAUGACAAAAACUGGGACUAGAGUUCCACAGAAAAUGAAUAUCAAGACAGAAAGAAACGGAUAUACUAGUACUAGUUUCGACAGCAUCAAAAAAUA
Trichoderma atroviride IMI 206040 is the source of this 2522-nucleotide messenger RNA. The record is from RefSeq and is a predicted model, not a curated record. Lineage: Eukaryota; Fungi; Ascomycota; Sordariomycetes; Hypocreales; Hypocreaceae.